AUGAUAUUUUCGCAGGAAUAUCCCGACUUGUCGUCUUGUACAAAUUCUGCUUUUGAAAAGUGUGGUAUUAUCAAAUUCACAAUCCCUGAUACCGUCGUAUCGCUUGAUUUAAAUCUGUUUAAUUCAUGCGCUAAUUUAGAGAAACUUGUUAUAUCCAAGAACGUUAAUGUCUUGCCAUAUUACAUAUGCGAAAAUUGCACCAAAUUAACACGCGUUGUACUCCCAAAUUAUUUAAUUUCAAUUAAAGCAGAAGCUUUUUGUGAUUGCAGCCAACUUGUUGAUAUUACCAUCCCAAAUACUUUACUUCGAGUUGAGUUUGGCACUUUUUCGAACUGUGAAAAACUUCAGAACUUAUAUUUAAUGAAGUGUGUGAAAUUGAGAAUGGGGUGUUUAGUGUGUACUUUGGAUGACGAUUUUGGCUCAGAAGGAGAGUUAAAAAGUGACCGAAAGUAUACAACACUCGAUAUGUCAUACGACUGCAAUUUUGAAUGUACAGACUCGGUGUUUUUUAUACCCGAAAAUUUCACAAAAAUUGAAAAUAUGCCAUUUUAUAAAAAUCGAGAUAUCUACGUGAUAUAUAUGUCUCAGAGCGUUUUCGAUAUCAAACGUGUUUUACUUAACAAAUUUGAUAAUUUGGAAGAAAUUUAUAUGUCUUCUCACAUCAAAAAAUUUAAUAAGUCAAUAUUUGAAAAUUGUGUCAAUUUAAAACAUAUAUUUAACAUGCAAAACGUGACUAAAAUACGCCAAUUUUGCUUCAAAAAUUGUUCAUCUUUAAAAAGUCUUCACAUCAACAAACGUGCAAAAAUUUCGUUCGGCUGUUUUGAAGGAUGUGUUGGACUAACUUCUCUUGAAAUACCAAACAACAACAAAAAAGUCACAUUUCAAGUAACAAAUGAAGACGAAAAAGUCUUAACACCAUUUGGUUAUACUUUUGGUGAUCAUGUCUGCUAUUUCAAUUCAAAAGACACAUUUUUAAAAUUUGAUGAAAUUAAAGAUAAAAAUUAUUUCUAUGAAUUACAAGGAAAUUUUUCAAGUGAAGAACUUGACACAAUUGUAAUUCCAAAUAAUGUCACAAAAAUAUCAACUGGCUUUUUUGGUAUGGACGCAUUAAAAAGUAUUGAUUUGGGAUGCGUGAAAGAACUUGAAGAUGAGUGUUUUGAGUGUAGUGUAAAUUUUUUAACUAUUCCAACAACUUUGACAAAAAUUGGGACAAAAUUAUUCCAAAGUAAAAUAAAACCAACUUCAAUUGAUUUUUGUGGAAAUAAAUAUUACACGGGAAUUGUCACAAAACAAGAACAAAAUUUCAUUGAAAAAUGUGGAGUUCAAUGCACCAAUUUAGAAUUUGAGUUAAACAAUUUUGAAUAUUACAAAUACAUUCCAAUGGGUUACAAAGUGAUUGGGUCAGACCGAUAUCAAUUACCAUUAUAUCUUACACAAAUAAUUAUACCAUAUGGGGUCUCACAAAUCAAUUCACAUUGUUUUUCUAAUCUUCCAAAUUUAAAGAAAGUCGAGUUUCCAGAGACACUUCGCAAUAUCAAUUAUGGCGCUUUUGCCUUUUGUUAUUCUCUUGAAAACGUCACAUUUUCACAAGCACUUCAAUCAAUCAGAAAUUUUGUGUUUUAUUAUUGCAUCAAUUUUACACAAAUUGUACUUCCAAUAAGUUUAGUUGACAUUGGCAGUUCCGCAUUUUCAAAUUGUGAACAUGUAAAAAGCAUUGAUGUUCCAGUUUCCGUUUAUUCAGUAAGUGGUGUGUUUGAUUCAUGUUAUUCACUCACUUCAAUUAACAUCAAAAACACACGUGAAAAUACUUCUACUUGUUCAACUUAUAACGGACCUUUUACGUGUUGCAAUUUCGAAGAAAUUACAAUUCCUAAGAGUGUCACCGAAUAA
Messenger RNA from Entamoeba invadens IP1, 1890 nucleotides. RefSeq lists its product as hypothetical. NCBI's taxonomy places the organism in Eukaryota, Evosea, Mastigamoebida, Endamoebidae. The record is from RefSeq and is a predicted model, not a curated record. The transcript has 3 exons. Bases 1 to 1890 code for a protein of 629 amino acids.